GUGGGAACGCAGAGGAGGCGAAUAAAACGCAGCUGGUGCUCGGUGAUGAAAACAGACUUCAACUCUUCGCUGAUUUCACAGCAUUGACGUGUAAUGUCUGCACAGGUGAAGGAUAAAGAAGCAUACCAAAGACUGAAUUAUCUCUACCAGGCUGCUCAUUGCGUUUUGUCCCAAAACCCUGACAAUGUGGAGCUGGCUCGUUUCUACUGCUUUACUCAGCGGACCAUCGCAAGACGUCUUGUUCUGCGACAAGAUCCAUCUGUGAAAAGAACAAUAUGCAAGAAGUGUUGCUCCCUGCUCAUCCCGGGUUUAACAGCAACAACCAGACAACAACGGAAAAGGGGGAAAAAGAGUCGCUUCACGGUGCUGCGCUGUCUCAGUUGCAAACAGAGCAAGACGCUAUUGAAUGACCCAGAUUAUUGCUUGUGGCAGGACCGUCCGGAGGCUCAGGCUCAGCCACAACAAAAACAACCGGAUGAAGAUAUCUCUGGUAGAAAUCAGCCCAAAAAGACCAAACCUGACCGGUCUAAUUGUUCCAAAGCCAGCACAAGUACUGCCACUACGAAGCAGAUGCCGCCGUGAAAUCACAUAAUGCAAUUUUGCAAACUCUUUUGUUGGACCACAACUGAAAAAUACAGUUUUAUUUAUUUGAGUCCACUUUUAUGUUGACUUGAACUGCUGAGGGUUACUGUAAUUCUUGAUGUCCCACAUCACAGAUGGGGAGCCUGCAAAAAGAUGCAAUUUGUUUCAUUUUUUUAAAUUACAUUUAUUUGAAAAUAUAACUUUUUUCUCAAAGGUAUAACGUCCGUCUCUUAAAAAGAUUUUCAUUUUUUUCCUCAAAUGUACAACUUUUUAAAGAAAAUAUACCAAAUUAAUUUGCGAAUUAUUACUGGGAUUUUUUUUUUCACUGAAGAUUUCAGCUCGUUACUGGUUUUGUGCUCAGGCAAAAGCAAAGACUCUGCACCCCUGUCCAACAUGAAUACAUAUGUGAUUUCAUUUGUUUUAUUUAUUUUAUUGAAAACAACCAGCAAAUGUUUUGUAUUGACAUUUUGCUAACUUUUUUGUUCUUGAUGUCGUGGCCUUUGAAGGGUGUAUUGCUAUAAAAUAAAAUGACAAAUGUC
Molecule: messenger RNA, 1121 nt
Organism: Phycodurus eques (leafy seadragon)
Lineage: Eukaryota; Metazoa; Chordata; Actinopteri; Syngnathiformes; Syngnathidae
Gene: rpp21
Product: ribonuclease P 21 subunit
Exons: 5
Coding region: 94-582 (162 amino acids)
Biological process (GO): tRNA processing
Cellular component (GO): nucleolar ribonuclease P complex
Source: RefSeq, a predicted model, not a curated record